GGAGAGGAUCCUCUGUGCAGAUGAGAGAGUGGACCGACUUGGAGAUGAGCUUUUCGGCGGGGGGGUUCCUCUCAGCCUCGGAUGGCUACUGCCCCACAGAGCAACUCCAGUACUAUGACAUGCUGGGUGACCCUCUGGGCUUCCCCUUUCAGGACCCGGACCUCCAGCAGCUCCCUUAUAGCCAACAGCAGUACAGCCCGGUCAACCUCCCGCUCUCCCUCUAUGGAUCUCCAUCCUCCUCCACCUCGUCUUCCUCCUCUUCCUCCUCCCAGCCCUGCCUUGCUCCCUACAUCUACAGCACACACUGCCCGGAGGCCCCCUGCGAUCCCGAGCCGCAGUGUGGAGGCCUGGUUCAGGCGGUCGGGGUGGCAGGGCUGCCCCUGGGGCGGAGGACCCGAGUGGGGCCAGGAGGGAAGAGCAGAACUCAGGACGAGCUGUGUGUGGUUUGUGGGGAUAAAGCAUCCGGAUAUCACUACAACGCUCUCACCUGUGAAGGAUGCAAAGGUUUCUUUAGGCGGAGUGUGACUAAAAAGGCUGUGUAUCGUUGUAAAAGUGGCGGCAGCUGUGAGAUGGACAUGUACAUGAGGAGGAAGUGCCAAGACUGCCGGCUGAGGAAGUGCCGCGCCGUGGGAAUGCUGGCCGAGUGCCUGCUGACAGAAGUGCAGUGCCAGUCCAAACGACUGAGGAAAGGAGGUAAAGCCAGAAGGCAGGAGGCGGAGGACGGCCCAGACAGCAGGAGGGUCAGCUCCACCAGUAAGCUGCCAGGACAGGUUCUGUCUGCCAGUCUAUCUCGAGAACAGAAGUACAUGGUGGACAGGAUGGUGGAGGCCCAUCGACAGUACAGGGUGCAGGACAGCACCCACUGCAGGUUGUUUGAGUGGCCGUGUAUAGAUGAAGGGGACAGUAUGACUGAUGCAGCACCACCCCACCUACAGAGACUGCUACAGUUUGCCAGGACAGUGCCAGGUUUUGACCUCCUGGAGUUUUCAGACCAGAGGGCUCUCCUGUCCAGCUCCUCACUGGAGGUUAUGUUCCUGCUUUCAGCUCAGCAGUUCUCCCACAACCCAUCAAGCCCCAGUCCAGCCCUGCAGCCUUUCAACAUGUCGACACACCACUGGCUCAGAAACACGGAGAUGAAGGAAAACAUCCAUAGUAGGACGUUGGUCAGUUCUGGAACCAGGGAGGAUCUUCUGGGGCCAGUGCUCAACUUCUUCCACAGUAUGGCAGUGUUAAGAGUGACCGAGGCUGAAUACUCACUGCUCACCGCAACAGCACUGCUCUGCUCAGACCGGGCGUCCCUUCAGGCGGCUGACUGUGUUGAUAAGAUGCAGGAGCUGAUCCUGGACCUGCUGUCCAGGGUGUGCGGGGCGCAGGGUGGAGCGCCGCGGGCAGGGCCGCAACGUUUCGGCCGCCUGCUGGGCAGACUGACAGAGCUGCGGACUCUCUGUCACAACCACCUCCUCCUGACCAGACAGCAGCCUGCACACUGAGGGCCACAAAGUCACAAAACUGGCGGUCAUGUGAAAACCUCCUACCUCCAGUUUUGGGGAUGUUGGUGUUUUGCUAUAGCAGCCAUUUUGACAUGAAAUAGCAUGUAAACACAGGUGUCGACAUUAAUGAAGGUUCUGUUACAUUUUGGUCUAGCAGAGACAGGGUUCUAGUUCACUGGAAAUCUAUCCUUAAAUGGGAAUCGAACCUUAAUUUAUGUCAUUAGUAACACGUGUUUACCCUGCAAUUUCAUGGCAAAAUGGCUGCUGUGAAAAAGGUCUAUUAUACAACCCAGUUGGGGUUUGAAAACCCUUUCAGAGUCCUUUGGCUAAAUUUAAAGGUGCAUUGUGGCCAAGCAGAAAAGGUCUGUUUUUUUUCCCCCUGUCUUAUGUAAAAUGAACAUACUGGAGAUAUAAGGUUUUCAUGUGAUACUGGAUCAAAUGGAUCGUGCUAAGUCCCUUUAAAGAGUGAGUCACCACCAGCAGAAAGCAUUUCUCCUGCACUGCCCUCUAGAGGUUGAAACUUUCAGGCAUGUUGCACUUCCGGCCACACCCAGUCAGGGGAUGUGGCUGCAGCUACUUUGCCGCUGGCAGCUGCUAGAAAUACCUGCUGCUACAUCGCUGACUGGCUGUGACCAGAGGUGCGACAUGCCUGGAAACCUCAACAUGUAAAAAGUGCGGCAGUUUUCUGCCUCAUGUGAUUUAGUGUUGAAUUACUCUUUUAAUAGUUCACACAAAACUUUCAACACUCUUCUCAGUUUGUUUGGACUCAUUUUCCUAAUGGUAUGUUAGUAAUUUCUUUAUUUUUCUAUUAGUUUAAAAUGUGACUGCAAUCAUGCUUGUGGGCUUCCAUUUUUUAAUGCAAAGGUAAUUUUAUACAUGUACUGCACGACUAACACAUAAGCGUAUACUUCCCACUGUCAA
This is a messenger RNA of Myripristis murdjan (pinecone soldierfish), 2411 nucleotides long. It is a transcript of the gene nr1h5, whose product is annotated as nuclear receptor subfamily 1, group H, member 5. Gene Ontology annotation, biological process: positive regulation of transcription by RNA polymerase II; cell differentiation; negative regulation of transcription by RNA polymerase II. The transcript is spliced from 10 exons. Bases 21 to 1490 code for a protein of 489 amino acids. The record is from RefSeq and is a predicted model, not a curated record. Gene Ontology annotation, molecular function: RNA polymerase II cis-regulatory region sequence-specific DNA binding; zinc ion binding; nuclear receptor activity. Gene Ontology annotation, cellular component: RNA polymerase II transcription regulator complex. Lineage: Eukaryota; Metazoa; Chordata; Actinopteri; Holocentriformes; Holocentridae.